Messenger RNA from Daucus carota subsp. sativus, 507 nucleotides. RefSeq lists its product as uncharacterized. Gene Ontology annotation, molecular function: zinc ion binding. The record is from RefSeq and is a predicted model, not a curated record. The coding region runs from base 1 to 507 and encodes 168 amino acids. Lineage: Eukaryota; Viridiplantae; Streptophyta; Magnoliopsida; Apiales; Apiaceae. The transcript is spliced from 2 exons.
AUGGAUAUGAAAUUAGUAAAACAAGGCAAUGAAAAUUCGAGAUCAUCCUUGCCCCAUUCCUUGGUGAUUACUAAUCUUAAAGCUGAUGCUGUAAUGGAGGUGGUUAAUUCAACAACCAGCAGAGACUACUCCAAGAAUGACGCUUGUCGGAGUUCACAAAACUUAAAAGGCCACGACAGAGUGGAAGGUGAGAAGAUUACCAACGGUAGCAGUAAAAGUAGUCGCAGUGAGAGUUCGAGAGGAGAUGAAUUAAAGAUGUGCAGAAUUUGCCAUUUGGCUAAUUGGGAGAACAGUAAUUCGGAAACAUUGAUACAGCUUGGUUGUGGGUGUAAAAAUGAACUCGGCGCUUCGCAUCUCUCUUGUGCUCAAUUCGACCUUUACUCGAUUGGUGGUGGAGUGGGAGGAAAUGGGGAGGUUCAGGGCACAGCCACGGCAACAAGAGCAAGUACAAUAGUUCAGGAUUGGGACUUGGAGCGUUGUACUUGCAUGUUUGGUGCCUGCCUUUAG